Molecule: messenger RNA, 894 nt
Organism: Talaromyces atroroseus
Lineage: Eukaryota; Fungi; Ascomycota; Eurotiomycetes; Eurotiales; Trichocomaceae
Exons: 1
Coding region: 1-894 (297 amino acids)
Cellular component (GO): intracellular anatomical structure
Molecular function (GO): oxidoreductase activity, acting on NAD(P)H, oxygen as acceptor
Source: RefSeq, a predicted model, not a curated record
AUGACAGCCACUCUGCAUGCCGUCUUCCGCGAAGGAGCCACUGCUCUCAUCACAGGAGCUGCCUCUGGGAUUGGCCUCGCAACCGCCAAGUUCUGUCAUGCCCAUUGCAUGAAUUUAUGCCUUCUAGACAUUAAUGCAAGCGGCCUUGAUAAGGCUGCCAGCGAACUUUCCAAUAGUUCCACUACUACUGUUUCUAAAUUCACAGUCGAUGUUUCCAACCUGAGUGACUGGGAGAAGAUCCGCCAGGAAAUCCUCAAUCUCUACCCUGGCGGGGUUGACUUCCUCAUGUUAAAUGCUGGCGGUGCUUUCAAACCAGCUUCUGGGAAAACUCCCUGGCAGGAUCCUGAACACUUCCAAAAAACAUUUGCCGUCAAUACUUUGGGCUACACAAACGGCAUUGCAACAUUCAUCGACAGCCUGACGGGCAACAAAGACGAGCAGCUGCAGCGCGCAGUAGUCCUGACCGGCUCCAAGCAGGGAAUUACAAACCCACCCGGUAAUCCAGCAUACAACGCCUCAAAAAGUGCGGUGAAGACUAUUGCUGAGCAUCUAUCCUUUGAUUUACGUCACACCAACACCAGCGUUCACCUCCUCGUACCUGGCUGGACGUAUACGGGCCUGCAGACUGCAUAUUUCCCCACUAAACCAGAUGGCGCUUGGGCACCGGAAGAGGUCGUCAACUUCAUGAGUCAGAAAAUGGCGGAACAGAAGUUCUAUAUACUGUGUCCAGACAACGAAGUGACCGAGGAGUUGGAUCGUCAAAGAAUGGCUUGGGGUUAUGGCGACAUCGUUUAUGGUCGGCCUGCAUUGUCGAGAUGGCGAGAAGACUGGAAACAGACAGCAGCAAGAGAAAUCCAGGCCACAGAGUUUCCACCAGCGCCUUCUCUAGAAUAG